AUGGCGUUCGACUUCAUCAACAAUCUUGAGCCACGUUUGAUCAUUGACUUUCUGUACGAACAGGAAGUGAUAACACUAGAUGAGCUAAGCACACUUAAUGAUACAGACCUAAAACAAAUAGACAGGCGAUGGCAGUUACUCGAUAGCGUAGCAGCACGGGGACAGAAAGCAUUUUGUAUAUUUAAACAAGCAAUUGAAAAUACACCGGAACUGUCUGAGUUAUCAAAUGAACUCAAAAUCGUUGAUUUUACAACGUUUAAACAAUCCCUUCAGAGUAAACCAGGAGUGUCUCGAUUAACAAGCACGACAAAAAUAUCGAGGAAACGGCGAAGAGCAUGUGAAAAUGAAAACAGAAAAUCACGAGACAGUGAACAAUAUAAAAGAGCUAGAAAAGAUACAAAGCAACUUGUUGAGGCCACACGUGUUCCUCGACCGGUGUCAUCGGAGCGAAAACAUAUUAAGCAUGUUGAGAAAACAUUUGACAUUCUUGCUGACAUGUACAACAAUGGACAAAGUAACGAAUUUGCAAUAGAAUGUAUCAAAUUACAAGCAGAAAGACCUAACUGUAAUGAUACAUUGUUCACAGUGGCGUACAUGCAAGUCUUGUUUGCCCAACGAAAGUUAGAUUAUGUUUCGGAAAAGACAUACCUUGUUGUCGCAAAGAACCUUAUGCCAAAAACCAAAGAUCCUCUGUAUUCCCAAUUGCUAGUAUUAUCUCCGCAAACAAGAAAAUAUCUAUUGCAGAAGAAGUUUGCUAAACUGCAAAAUAUAAUCGAUGACAGAAAAAUGAUUGUUCAGUCCGAUCCCUUGCAUUGCACCGGAAGAGGUGCAGCAUGGGUUUACUACAACGAAGGGAGAAGUAACGCGUUACAGCUAGAUAUGAUCAGUGACAAAAGUGAAGGCGAAGCAAAAGCUGUAGAUGUAAUGCGAGAACGCACUCUGGAAAGCUACAAUAGAUCCUUACAACAUUUCAAUGAGGAGAAAGGCCAAGACAGGAUAUACGGGGCAGCCUAUGUAAAGUUCCAGUUAGUGGUUCUAUUACUAAGAUGUGGUUGUAAUGGACUAGGCAUGGGCCGCAAAACAAAAGUUCCAAAGAAAGACGAGAAAAUUGCUGACUUUAUCAUGAAAGAAUAUGAAGAAUCGAAUUCAAUAACUUGUCCUAUUCUUACCAUGUACUUCAGCAUUGCGAAUUGCGAUCGCAUGUUUAGGAAAAAUCUCUUGAAAGAAGCAUUAAGAAAUGCUGAAACAGCACUCAUCCUCGCUAAAGAGAAUAUGACUGAGUAUAUACAGCCCAUACAAAAUCGCGUUGACUAUCUCCGACGCAAUACGGCUCAGUUUACAAAGCCGUUAAUUUUAGAAGCAGACUCGUCGACAGAUUUACCUUAUUAG
Ylistrum balloti is the source of this 1389-nucleotide messenger RNA. RefSeq lists its product as uncharacterized. NCBI's taxonomy places the organism in Eukaryota, Metazoa, Mollusca, Bivalvia, Pectinida, Pectinidae. The record is from RefSeq and is a predicted model, not a curated record. The transcript has a single exon. The coding region runs from base 1 to 1389 and encodes 462 amino acids. Gene Ontology annotation, biological process: regulation of apoptotic process.